CUGCAAGUGCCGUGGUUGAGUAUAAGUGCUGAGGCCUUGGUUCAGGAGGCUUCAGUGAGAAGAGGCUGAGCAGGUUGGUGCAGGACAAGAUGGUGCAGAAACUGCUCUUGUGUGCUCUGGCACUGACUCUACACCACAUUAGUGGACAGAACGCAACUGAAAAUGUGAACUGGGAAGGAAUGGAAAUAGCCCGAGCAACACUGGUAGCUCCUAGUUUAGUCGGAUGAUCAAUUAAGAAGAUGCCAGAACUGUACCAGUUCCUCUUGGACCGAUUGGCAUUGUAUCAUAAUCUGAAGUAUGAUUUGCAAUACAACCAGGAACCUAAGCUCCUCUUCCAUAAUGUGAAAGGUGAAGUUGUUAAGAGCUUGCCCGUAAAAGAUAUGACAGCCGAUGAGCUCUCUGCUCUUCUCGAAUCACUGGGGUUCUACAAAAGAUCAGCCAAGGGAGAGGAUGUUCCAGAGAAGUUCCAACACUUCCCAUUGAAGGCACCGCGGGAGGAGCUGUAGAUCAACAGAAGACCUUCUGGUGUCUUCGAGAGUUCAGCACGAAGAUCACUUCCA
Pristis pectinata (smalltooth sawfish) is the source of this 560-nucleotide messenger RNA. RefSeq names its product selenoprotein e (gene selenoe). The record is from RefSeq and is a predicted model, not a curated record. NCBI's taxonomy places the organism in Eukaryota, Metazoa, Chordata, Chondrichthyes, Rhinopristiformes, Pristidae. The transcript is spliced from 5 exons.